AACACAAAUCUGGGUUGAGACGUUUCGAGACUUGAUUAAUGCACGCGAUUCAGCGGGAAAGGGAUAAAAAAAAAAAAACAUUAAAGAAAAUGUCACAACUAUAAUACAUUUGGAGACUAAAUUAAAAUCUAAAAAUGGAGGAGAAAACAAUGAUAUUCAAAGAUGUGACUUUUUAUAUCGUCGGAGAUAUACCGCAUGAUGUAAUAAAUCUUUUGAUAUCGGAAGGAGGGAAGCGUGACACGUACCUGAGUGAAAUGGUUAGUCAUGUGAUCGCAGACUCAACAGUACCUGAUGAAUAUUCUGAAGCUAAAGAGAUAUUUGAACGACCUAUUGUUUCGAGUGAUUGGGUACGACUUUCAGUUAUUUGUAAGAAACAGUUACCGAAGGAAAGAUUUGCGUUAGAAGGAUGUUUAUUCUCUGGUGUAGUUGCCUGUCCUUCCAGGUUAGAUAUAACAGAUGCUCGCUCCUUGUGGUCUAUGCUUAUCUACAAUGGAGGACGAUGUCAACUCAAGUUCGAUAAAAAUGUUACACAUUUAAUAGCUAGUGGCACGGAUGGGCUGAAGUAUACUGAAGGUUUGUUCAAAGAGAAAGUGAAGAUUGUUACCCCAGAUUGGGUGUCUGAGUGUAUCAAGAAAGAAGCAAUUCAAGAUGAGACUAUUUACCAUCCUCGGCUAAUAGUGUAUCCAAAACCAGAAACACCUCCACCCAAACCCAAACCACCAAUUGUCAGCAAAAUUCCAGAUCUUGGCGAUCUCUCCAAUCUUAUUGGUCAACAAAUGGCACUUGGUGGUCCAAGCCCUUUUGCAAGGCGGCGUAAAUCAUCCAGUGAUGACUCCCCAAGAAAUGGAAGUCGUCCAGGAACUCCUAGUGCCAAGGAAGCACUGGCCAGAAUGGUCAGCAGCAGAUUACAAGCCAGUGGAAAGUCUUCUGACCCUGCUGACAUAUCUGCAACUCUAGCUUCCAUGUUUCCUCACGGACAAUAUCCUAUGCCUGGAGUUCCCCAGAGUCCUGGACAUACCAUGCAAUAUGGACAAACACCAAUGCAAGGCAUGCAUUUUGGUAUGGGAAUGAAUCAGGGUCAUUCUCCAACAAGAGGCCAAUCUCCAAUUCAAGGUCAUCCCUUAGCUCAUGUACCACAUCAAGGUCAAGGACAUCCACAAAAUCAGAUGUUUAUGCAAAAUCAAAUGCCACAUAUGGGUCAGGGUCAAAUGCCACCUCAAAGUCCAGGACAUAUGCAGCCUGGUCAAGGUCAAGGUCUAAUGCAGAUGCAGCCACAAGGUCAAGGCCAGAUGCCAUGCCAAAACCAAGCGCAACAAAUGCAGAAUUUCCAAGGACAGAUUCCUCUCCAUCACCAAGGUCCUCCUCCACAACAAAUGACCCAAGGUCAAAUGAGGUAUCCAGGUCAAGGACAGAUACCUCGAAGUCAAGGUCAGCUUCCAAAUAUAAUGCAGAGUCAAAUGUCAUCACCUCCAGGGCAGAUGCGGCCUCAAAUGCAGGGUCAGUUUCCUGUACAAGGUCAUCGUAUGCCUCAAGGACAUCCGCAAAGGCCACCUCAUCCUCAAAUGCAGGCACAUCACCAAUUUCAAGGUCCUCAAAAUGCCAAUAUUUCACCUUCAAAAGGACAAACACAGGGUCACAUGCAAAGUCAAGUUUCAAUGCAGGGUCAGAUGCCACCAAUGUCUUUACCAGGGUUACCAAAUUCUGGUAUGAUGCAACAACUGCAACAAGAAGCUUUACAACAGAAGCGAACUUUACGUAAUAUUACUAAUAAUGCCGACAUGACUAAAUCGAAGAUAAGUCAGAUGUUAGAGAUGAAUCGGCCUCCACCACCAAUGUAUCCUGGUCGAACUGCUCAACCUGUAUCUGGACCACGCCCACCUACUCCAGCAGUACCUAUAUACUAUGGUCACGAUACUACUGAAAAUGUACCACCAGAUAUGUGUUUACUGGAUUCCUCCAACAGCUAA
Molecule: messenger RNA, 1967 nt
Organism: Patella vulgata (common limpet)
Lineage: Eukaryota; Metazoa; Mollusca; Gastropoda; Patellidae
Product: PAX-interacting protein 1
Exons: 8
Coding region: 135-1967 (610 amino acids)
Source: RefSeq, a predicted model, not a curated record